Cynoglossus semilaevis (tongue sole) is the source of this 3313-nucleotide messenger RNA. It is a transcript of the gene plppr2b, whose product is annotated as phospholipid phosphatase related 2b. The transcript has 8 exons. Gene Ontology annotation, biological process: phospholipid metabolic process; phospholipid dephosphorylation; signal transduction. NCBI's taxonomy places the organism in Eukaryota, Metazoa, Chordata, Actinopteri, Pleuronectiformes, Cynoglossidae. The record is from RefSeq and is a predicted model, not a curated record. The coding region runs from base 603 to 1643 and encodes 346 amino acids. Gene Ontology annotation, cellular component: plasma membrane. Gene Ontology annotation, molecular function: phosphatidate phosphatase activity.
CUUUUGAUGAUUUCCAACAUAAUAGUGUUUUUCUGGGAUGAAAUGAUGUUUUCUCAGCCUCUGACGACACAGCUGAUCCCUUCUUUAUUUCUCUCAUCCGUAAAGAUUAUGGCAUGAUGAAUUAUUCCCCCUUUUUUCUCCAUUUCUCCCUCUCUUUGCCUAUAUCCUUUUUACCACACACACACACACGCGCACACACACACGCCUUUCCUCCAUCCCUACCAACAGGGAGCCUCUUUCAAGCCAGUGGUUCCUUUUACUUGACUAAUUAGCCUUGAAGUGCUGUUGCAGAGUGUCAUAUUUAGCAGAGCGACCUAGUAGCAGAGUGCAGACCGAUAUAGACUCGGCUGGCUGGUAGCUGAGACCCUGGGAAAAGGCAGCCUCUCCGUCUCCCUUAAUUCACACACAGUGCUGAGGAUUUCUCAGGAACAGAGCGAUGAAAGUGAGAGGUGGUGUUGCCUCAAACUAGAUGGAAGAGGAAGAGACACAGGGAGCUGCGACUAAAGCAAAAAUGGCAGUCAGCUGCAGGAGCACAUCCUCCUAAAGAACAAAACGUUUGACCAGUGUGCAGCAGCACGUUUUCCAACAUACAAAGGCUGAAGAUGACCCCACAGAUGAUUGACAGUCAGCUGGCACAGCGCAGGAGGGUGAUGGGAAACAUUAUGGGUGACCAAGCACAACAAAAGAGAAGCACAUCCAUCGUGCCCUGCUUCGUCUUAGUCGAGCUGGUCAUCAUGGCAGGGACUGUUCUGUUGGCGUACUACUUUGAAUACACCGACACGUUCCCUGUGCACAACCAGGGCUUCUUCUGUUUUGACAAAACCUACUCCAAGCCAUACCCAGGACCUGAGGACAACAGCAGGGCACCACCUGUCCUCGUCUACUCUCUGGUCACCGCCAUCCCCACUGUGACGAUUCUCAUCGGGGAAGUAGCCAGUAUCUUCGUGAAGACAGAGGAAGAUCAGGAGAAGACGAUAGUCACCGCUGACUGCUGUUAUUUCAACCCUUUACUACGUAGGAUCGUCCGUUUCCUGGGUGUCUAUUCGUUUGGCCUGUUCACCACUACUAUCUUUGCCAAUGCCGGUCAAGUUGUGACAGGAAAUCAGACGCCUCAUUUCCUGACCGCCUGUAAGCCAAACUAUACAGCUCUGGGUUGCCAGUCUCCACUGCAGUACAUCUCAGAGCAUCGCGCCUGUACAGGAAACCCGUACUUGAUAGUGACGGCACGGAAAUCUUUCCCCUCCAAGGAUGCAGCUCUCAGUUUUUAUUCAGCCGUUUAUACAGUGAUGUAUGUGACUCUCAUGUUCCGCACCAAAGGGACCAGACUGACCAAGCCCACCAUUUGCCUGGUGCUGCUGUCGCUGGCACUGCUGGUGGGAGUGGUGAGAGUGACGGAACACAGAAACCACUGGGAUGAUGUUCUCGCAGGGAUCAUCACUGGAGGGGCCAUCGCUGCUUUUCUGGUGACAUGUGUGAUCAACAACUUCCAGCCAACACAGUUAUCAACGCUGAUUCCUCCACCUUCAAAGAAUCCAGACCAAUCCAUUGGAAUCCCUCUCCUCAGCCUGCCCCGUGUUGAGAGUCCACAUGAAAAGUUAAGUGGGCUCCAGGCUUCGGGGAUACCAGAUUCUAAGAUCACAUGACUAUCAGCCAAUCCUAGCUCCCACUCCUCCCGAUGUGCUCCUCCCCUCCAGGCGUUGCCUCACGAGUGCAGUCUAGACAUGCCCUCCAAAAGCCCCCUCUGCUGUCCCUCUGACUUCAAAGAAGGACAUUGUCUCCUUCGAGGGAAAUCAACACAGGUGUGAAGAUCCACGGUCACAGGAAGCAGGACGGGCUGGAAGACCUGUCCUCACCAGGGCCUCUCCCUGACCUGUCCUGUCCCGUUUGUCCCCUGAUAUAGAUCUAAUAUAAGACAUGACAACACUGCAGGUGUUGAAGCAAUACUGUGUACAUCUCCCCUGUUCUAGUUCAAAGCCUCAACAGUGACUGUAAAGACAGCACCAAAAACAGCAGAUCAACUCCAGCAUUGAAAGACCCUUUUACUCAGGUCAAUAAAAAGGAAAAGCAGAAUAGAACAAAACCACAUACUUACGAGAUGCACUGUCCAUGUGAAUGUGCUUUUUGUAAAUUUAAGCACAGGCGAACAAUAUGCUGUCCACUAUGUUCUGCUUUUUUAGGGGCGAUGUUUUCAUGCGAGAUUCUUUGCUGUAAAUCUGUACUGUGACAGAGGUUUACACUGAACACGGCUGUGUUUCUGUUUUGCGCCACAGUUAAUUAACUGUAGAGAAAUGAGCCGACUGUCUGACCCUUCUACCACUGACUUUUUAGGUGUCUGAUGCUGGUCGGUAAAUACUGUUAAUAUUUGACUUAACGACAUUUACAAUUAUUUUUAACUAAAUGUCCUUAAAGUGCACCUUCUCUGUUCUCACCCCUAUUUUAUGUUGUAUUUUCCCUCCACAAUCGUCCACUAUGUUGAAUUAUAAGGUUUCACCAUGAAACAUUAAGUUUUAAGUAGGUUAGGAUUUUUAAGCACAGCAUUUACUGUAUUCUUGAGUAGUGUGUCUUACCAGAUGUCAAACAGAAAACAAAACUCUUUUAGCAUCUUGUUGUUUCAUUGACAAAGGUAAAGGCCACUUGGCUUUGCUGUAGUUUUCUGCAUCUCUUACCAGUGUGAGGUUUUAAUAGAAAGGUAAGCGUGACAUUUUUUAAAGACAGUACACCAGUACGAUGUGAUUCGCUAGAGAUAAAAACAAACAAACAUUGUUUUUUUAAUCAUAUAAUUAUGUCUUAUACAGCAGGUUUAUAUUCCCAAAGGCUGCUCAUCCACACAUACAGUACAUCAGCUCAUACAUCACACUGUGACUAUAUUAAGUGAUGUGUGCAUUGUGAUGAGUUUACAUCCUAAUUAUCCAACUAAAUCUGUGAUUGGACACCAAGCCCUGCUCUGAACGCAGCUCAUUUCACUCACUGAUCCGAAACGACUACACAAUUAAAUUAUGAAAAAUAAUAGUAUCAGUAUUGUUUUUUUAAAUACUGCAGUCUUGUUUUCUCAUGUGGGAUUGUAUGAUUUUUUUGUAUACAUUAAUAAGUUCUAAUUUGUGUGUCAUUUUCUUUAAACUAUCAGUCACUUACGUUGAUACAGUAUGUCACUGUUAGCCUUUAAAGGUGUCCUGACCAUACCUAUGAAAGCAGACUGUUCUUUGUUCAACUUUAACUUUGAUUAUAGUUAAACUUUCCAUUGUUUUUGUAAAAAAAAUAUUCACAACAUUUUUCCACAUAUUUGUUUUAUAUUUCUUUAUUAAAAUAAAGUAUC